GUUUUCUCGUUUGUUCCUGAUCGUGCGACCGUUAUACGAAAGUUUUGUCUCGUGUGUAUUAAGAGUUGCUAUAUUCGUAAAAAUAAGGUAAAAUUUGAGUUAUUCUUUUCGAUUUGGGUUUUAUUUUAUUCAAGAAAUUCGGUAAAAUGAUUUCCAUUUGCUAAUGAACUUGUUAGAUUUGUGUUUUUGUGUCGUUUAUGAUCUUCGUUAAUGGCGUCUGAACCUGAACGUUACUUGAUGGGUAUGUAGUUAUGUACUGAGUACGAAAGUACUCGUAAGGUUUCAUUUUCGAAUUAUCGUGUACCUAUAUCCGGUUGAUGUUUUCGACAUUUUUCUUCAUCUUUGGCUUAGCUACGUACUACGUAUGGUUUUGGCUCUGUAAGUAAAUGCCUGAUGGUAUAUUUCAAUAAUUUCCGGUGUUUCGUGUGUGAGAAAUUUUAACGGUUUUCUUCGGUUUUUCCGAUUUUGGUAAUCUAAAUCACGUUAUUGAAUCCCCUCGUUAGUGUUUUUCACUUCGUAAGCACCUUUUUUGUGAAAUACGUUACGUAAUUGUUCGGUUUUGAGACUUCCGUCGAUUUUAGUCUCAUUUUCGUGUUUUUCAGUCUGAAUCGGUGUGUAUAGAGUUUUGCUUUUAGUUAGUUCAUAUUCGAUGGCGAGAUUUUCUUUCGUUUCGAAGUUAAUAUUGGUAUGCCUAUCGGUAGAGUUAUUCAGAUAUCGUGUUAGCGUAGUUCAUCUAACACCGGAGUAAUAGUUUCUUAUUUACUGGUAAAAGAAACGAUUCUCAAAAAUCUUGAAUUAUUUCUCUUGCUUCGCUUGGAAAAUAAACCUCAAAAUUUUUCGAAAAUUGUUUCAUUUCUCAGCUAAAUAAUAGGUACCUAUUGCUUCCGCACUUCAGUUCCGGUUCUCUCUUUCCAAUCUUUCAUUCGCAAGUUUAUAGAUCCCAACCAACCUCUUUUUUUGGUCUAUUUAGGUAUGUAUUUUAUUCGUCGGAUUUUGGAAAGAGAUCUACCUACUACAGGUGCUGUGAUGCCGAAUUUUGGUACGAAGCCUAUUGUACUAAUCCUCGAAUUGACGUACAAAUUCUCCAGCUGUUGCUGGCAUCUGCGUCGUAGGUAAUUUUUAUUAUUGCUUAUGUUGAAACACGGGAGAUGACCGGAUCUGUAAGGUCAGUUCGUGGCUUCUUACAAUAUGCCGAAUACUGAAAAUAGUAUCAUAGACCUGUAAUUGUGAUUUUAAUUUUAUUUGUUUUCGACUUUCGUACCUAAGUAUGUCGGUUUUCGUUUGAAUCAUGUGUGUAGCGUUUAGUUCAUAUUUGAUGGCGAGAUUUUCUUUCAUUUCAAAGUUGAUAUUGGUAGGUUUAUGUGAUGAUUUAUUUUGCAUGCUUCGGUUAUUUCUUCUACUGCCGGAAAAAUAGUGUCUUAUUUUAGUGUUAAAACAAAUACGCACGAAGACAAAGCUGAGUUUGAGUUUGUAUUUCGUAUUGUGUUCAGUUUUUUAACGUAAAUUUUGCUACCCGAAUAGCUUAGAUAUCUUUUUUUAAUUUCGUGUGAUGUUUCGCGAUGUAAUUAGUGUUCCAUUCCAAGAAGAUCCAUGAAGAAGAAGAAGAAGAUUGAAGAUUCAUCGAUAUAGCAGCUCAUAACUGAGCUGCGUGUUUCAUUUCUUCUCAAUAUGUGAUAGUAGUUUUAACUACUUUUUAUUUCUUCAACAAUAAAAUAGCAGUUUUUACUGCUUUUCAUCGACAUCCAGUCAGAAGCCGGAUUCCACGGAGAAGAUGAAUUCUGCUUACCUAUCCUCCGACUUCAUCACUCAUCGCCGAAAAUAGAAUAGAAGAAAACUGUUCGCCCAGAAGAGUGUUCCAAGAAGAUUCAUCGAAGUAGCAGCUCAUAACAGUCAUAACUGAGCUGCGUGUUUUAUUUCUUCUCAAUAUGUGAAUAGUAGUUUUAACUACUUUUUAUUUCUUCAACAAUAAAAUAGCAGUUUUCACUGCUUUUCAUCGACAUCCAGUCAGAAGCCGGAUUCCACGGAGAAGAUGAAUUCUGCUUACCUAUCCUCCGAUCCUUCAUCAACCAUCGCCGAAAAUCGAAAAGAAGAAAGCUGUUCGCCCAGAAGAGUGUUCCAAGAAGAUUCAUCGAAGUAGCAGUUCAUACGUAAUACGCGUUUUAGCGUUAUUAUUAUUUCUUCUCAAUACAAUAUGUGAUUUCUUCUCAAUUUCAACAUUACUCAACCAAAAAGCUGAGUUAUGUUGAACCUAUAUAAUAUGUGAUUAACACGAUUGUUGACUCUUCGUUAUAAUUUCUUCUACAACCAAAGUCCUACGGAGGUAUUCGUAUUAUGUUGAGCGCAUUGCGAGUUCCAUUUUUUUAAGAACAAGAGAACGAAGGACGAAACUGAGAUGACCGGAAACAAAGACCAAACUGAGACCUCGUAACAUAUGACUGUCAUUGGAGUGAUUCCUAUCCUGCAAUAUUAGUAUCGUAAUAAAUUUGUGUAUUUAGAUAGUGUAUAUUAAUUGUACGUAUUAUAGAUCUGUGAUACCUAUGUGCUCUGCAAUGGCAUGCGUGUAUUGUGUGUGUGUUUUGCUUUAUGUAGAUAUGUGUUUAAAUGUGUUUUGCUUUGUGUGUAUGUGUGUUUUGCUUUUUCUGUGUACGGGUGUGCUUGUUGUGCUUGAUUUUGCUUGAUCUUCCUCUUAAUACCUUUUCUUUUUCUAUUCUGUAUUCCAUUUUUCUUCUCUUUCCUCGUCCCUUUCUUCAUUUUGUUGCCAAUGAUGAAAAUCAAAAGUACUUCGUGGUACUUGAAGAUUCUGAUGGUGACUUUUUGAGUAGAUAGUUAGAUAAUUAUACACCUUUGUACGAUUACCUGUGUCGAUUGACCAAUUUCUGAUUUCAGUAAGAAUUUCAAAAUUAUUGUUGUAACAAUACCUAGUGUUGUUUUUAGAAGCUCUACGAAAGGAAUCUUCUCAGGAUUCACUCACCGAAGCAAAAGAUUGAUCUUGAAAUACAAAAACGUGGUAUUAUCGUUUUCCAUUUUCCAGAAAAUCAUUCGAUCGUUGGAAAAAUUUACAUUUACCUAAAUUAGAAAUAUCAGCGAUGAAAAUUCACGUAAUGACGACUGUUCAUAAUUCCAGGUUGGAGUUAAAUGCAUUCGAAAGUAUUUUACCGAUGAAGUUUCAAUUGGAAAGAAUUAUUUCAUCACCAGCUACGUAUAAAAAUGUGCAGUCAAUUUUGUGUUUGGUUAAAUUCGGUAGGUAAACUCUCGAAUAUUUAUUUUGAACCUAAUCGAUGUAAUCAAGCAAAUGAAUUUUAAUCAAUUUUGUGAAUUGAAAUGUCAAAAUUCAAUACCUACGGAAAAUUCUCCUUGAAAACUUUCACGUUUUAAUUGGCAUCCGAAUAGAAGGUCAUUUUAAAUGAGAAAUGCAUCGAAAAGAAUGCUUUCAAUAUUUUUUCGUACAAUUUGGUCCAAUUAUAAUAAACACAUAAUAACGUAUAGGUAAUUUAAUUUAGAUCAAAAAAUAAAAUAUGAUUGUUUUAGUAAUACUUAAUUUAUAAGUGCAUGAAAUGGCAAACGUAAGUAGGUACGUAUCUUAGAUUAAAAUUUUCAAGCAUUAUAAUUAAUCGAUCAUUGCUAUUGGCUGAAGUUCGGGAAAAAGCAAUCAAAUUCGGUAGUUCAUUGUUGGAGAAUGGAAGAUAUUUUAUAGAAUUUUCUUUAAAACUUAUAGAUUAAUGUAACGAGCAAAAAUUCAACAAUGGAUUCGAUCCGAUGACGUUUAGUACAGUAUCCGGAUGGUUGAGUAUAUAUGGUAGGUCUAGGUACCUAUUGUCAUAGAAUAAAUUAAUUCGAGUUAAUCUACGGUAUUAUCUAACCAACGGAAAUAGGUAAAUGUACAUACCUUAAUGAUGGAAGAUUGUGUCAUCUUUAUUUUUUAAUUCAUUUUGAUGAAAUUGACAUGUGAUAAGAAUUAAGAUUUCACUAUUUCAGCCAACGAGCCUUUAAGUAUCAAGUAUCUAAUGCGCCUUCUGGAGAUCUGAUAGUGAUAUUCUUUUACGAGACUUUAAUCAUUUACGUCACGAAGCCUUAGAAUGUUCAAACACGAAUCAGUUAACAUUGAAAUAUAUUGUUGUAAUUUUACUCUUACCACUUGAAAAUUGAUGCGAAGUUCAUCGGUUAUACUUACAUGAGAUAUUUUGACUAUCUUUUUAAUUUUUUUCUAAUCGUCACUGAACUGAAGUGUUCCUAAACAAUGACAAGUUUUGAGAAAUCAUACUGAUAGGAUUCUUUCAAGUGGCUUGGAACAAUUGAAGCUAGGUUUUGUAUUAUCAUACUUAGAGUAUUUUCUCCUCUGAAGAUGACCUUAUAAAUUCAUUCCGAAUGUUUAUCUCAGGUAUGGAAAUUAUAAUCAUUUCAUUUGAUGGUUGCUGGUUGAUAGUGUUGGCCGAAAUUUUUGCCAAGAGUUGUACUUAUUACCUAUCUAGCUAGGUAAGGAACGUGUUACUUUUUUUUUCAUUGCACUUUUUCAGUUAUUUUAUUUCCAAACAUCUCGCAAGAAUUAGUAUCAAUGAUCAGUUCGUCGAGACUUGGCUUUUGACUUGAGAAUUCACCUUAUCACAUGCCAAACCAAUCUCAUUGUAUCGAAUCAAAAUCAUCAAACGACUACCAUAAACGUUGGCUUAUGGAAGUGAAUCUUUACAGUUAUCUACACGGGAAAUCACUGAGUUACUACUGGAAUCGUUCGAGUUUAGAGGUUGAUUCUCAUAAAUCAUAAUGCCAACUUUUGGUGUUAAAUUUUCUUAAGACUCGUCAAUGUUGAUUUCAUAGGUACGUGAACUUUUCUAGAAAGCAUAAAAAUUACAAUACCUAUUGCUACUUUAGCAAGUGCUUGACUUAAUCGUUCGGUUUUUAAAACAAUACCUUUCGUUGGUAAUCGUACGCCUGUUUUGACCUUUUUUUUUUUUUUUUUUUUUUUCAGAAGAAGUUGAAAAAUAAUAAAUUUUGCAUGUAUUGUUUGAAAUGACACUGUAAUUGGCAGUACAUAUCUACCUAUCUUGAAAUAUUCAUCGCAUCAAUAUUCGAUGACUUUUUGCUUGGGUUUCAAGUUUGAGAUGUUUUGGAAGUCGAAAUAUCCUGCGUGAAGUUUUAAAAAAUCGUGACUUCUUGAUGGGCAUUAGUUAUCAACGCGCUUCACUCAUCUAUCAUCUUUAAUCCUUACGUAGAAUGGAGGAUCAUUAAGAUAACUACUAGGUACUCAAUCGUAAUAUGUUCGCCAAUGAAGUAACUGAAAAUCAACAACUAAAGACAUGUUUCUAAGCGAAGCUAAAUUCUUGAAGAUAUUAAUUUCGACAAUACUGCAUUUCAUUGGCGCCUUCGACUCACCGAUAUGCAGCAUCAUAUACAGCUCAGUUUACAUGGGUAGUUUGCUGAUCAGUUUAACUGGAAGUAUCAUCGGAUUUGCCAACACUCACGGAAAAGUUCGUAAGAUAGAAUCUUUUGUAUGCUUAUACGUGAAUUUUGAAGUAAAUUGCAUGUUCUUAGCUUCAAUUCUAUGUCGACAAAGAAUUAAGAAAUUAUUGCACACGAUGGAGAAUAACAUCAUCUGUGCCUACGAUAUUUUCAAAGAAACAGCUAAAUUGGCCAAUUUGAAAAUCAUCAUGUUGAUAAGUGCACACAAUGUUUUAGCCAUCAUGUUCGUAACACCUCCGUUAUUUCUUUUAAUUUUCGAACCAACGUUCUCGGAUACAGAUAAAUCAUCCGAAAUAUUACCCUAUUGGUUCGCUUGCGAUGAUCAACGGUCUGAUGGAUUACUCAACACAUUGUGUUGGAAAAUGGAAACAAAAAAACAAUUCAUGGUCAAGGUUAUGCUGGAACUUUUGGUUGGUACGAUGUCGUAUUUUGGGUUUUGCUUCUGCGUGAUGCUUUAUUGCGUUAUUAUAGCCGAGUUUUGCAUUCAUAUGAGAAUUUUCAAAGCCGAAAUUGCAAAAUUGACCGAUUAUGCAAAUUCAUUUUCCCACGAAUAUAAUCAACUUCACACUGGAAAGUUGAAAAAUUUGAUGCUGGUUGAGCACAACGAACGAAUGAAUCAUAAAUUUAUCGACGUUAUUAAAUAUCUGCAGUAUUUAAGACACUGCGUUCGGGAAAUAAAUUCUACUUUCAAAUAUUACAACGAUAUACUCAUCACCGAAUGCUUUUUUGGGACGGUAACCGUAAUACUCAUGGCUUUCAACAAGAGUGAAAACGCGAUGUUAUUCAAGUGUACAGCUGUGUGUAUUCAUGGUAUAAUAUCAUAUGUUUUACUUUGCUAUUUCGCUCAAAUAAUUUCAGAUACAAAUGAAACAAUAUUGAAUGAAAUGUCCACCAUUCCAUGGUACAAUCAAUGCGCUCAAUUUCGUAAAACAUAUUUGAUGGUAUUGGCCGACACUUGCAUACCUACCUACUGAAGUGAAGAUCUUUGAUGCUCGAGUCUUGAAUUUGACUUUUUUAAUAUCGUCUGUCAAAACAAUAUAUUCUAUUUUAAAUGUACUCUUAUUAAAAACAGGAAUCAGGUAGAUUUAGAAUAUUUUUUCAACGAACUAUAAUUUGCGAUUUUUAAUUUAUUUCAAUUGGAUGCUGUAACCAUCCCCCUCUUUCGUACCUAAUGAGAAUUUUCGUAGGCUUUCUAAAGAUUAAAAAAAUAUGUUGCAGUUUUUUACUUUUUUUAGAUCAGAAAUACAACAUUUAUUACUGAUGUAAUUUUCUCGCAGCGUUGCUAAAAAAAAUUUUCUUGAUCAACUUGAACUUCAAAAAAUCAAAAUAUUUUUCAACCAAUCUGGAACGUCUAGUCAAAUAGGCAUUAAUUCCCACCAUGAAUUUAUAACUAUUAAUUCAUUUUUGAAACCCAUCGGAUGCUUGUAUUUUUCUUUUUUCUUCGCCCAAAUUCCAAGAAAUGAAAUGAAAAACUUUUAGCCAUCUUUUGUAUACCUAUUUACAGACUUUUGGCGAUAAUCAAUUUGUACCUAUACGUAUUGAACCGCGUAAGUCAUGAAAAUAUGUCAUUAAGUUUUGUAUAGGUACAUCGUUUGAAAUAAAUACUACUGUCGUAA
Messenger RNA from Planococcus citri (citrus mealybug), 7070 nucleotides. RefSeq lists its product as uncharacterized. The record is from RefSeq and is a predicted model, not a curated record. Gene Ontology annotation, biological process: sensory perception of smell; detection of chemical stimulus involved in sensory perception of smell. Gene Ontology annotation, cellular component: plasma membrane. The coding region runs from base 5292 to 6428 and encodes 378 amino acids. NCBI's taxonomy places the organism in Eukaryota, Metazoa, Arthropoda, Insecta, Hemiptera, Pseudococcidae. The transcript is spliced from 9 exons. Gene Ontology annotation, molecular function: olfactory receptor activity; odorant binding.